CGCUGAGUUAACAUGUUGGUACGGCACCGUCUGUGUUUGUAGCAAUGGCUGUGCUUUACAUAAAUGUAAAAUAGGAUAUGUUAAAGCCGUGUGCACGGUUUCGUUUGUUGUUUGUAUUUAUAUUGGUGCUGUUUUUCACUCUAUUUAAUCUGAAGUUAGUUAUUUAAAAGUCGGCGACAUGUUAUUGGGGUGAAAGUUGAUCUCACCAGGUUGGCUGAAUUCGCUUCUAAAUUAAUUUGCAAUCUUUAAACACAGGCGCUGAAUAUCUCUGAAGUAUCUUUAUUGUAGGGGAUUUUAUUCGACAGGAUUUAAAAAAAAUGUCUGUCGAGCAGAUGUGUUGCGUUGUCACUGUUUCUGAGAGCAGCUCCAAUGAGAAGCAACAGCUGACUGUAAAGCCCCUGAGCUGCAGUGGAGUGGUGUUAAACUACCAGUCUGGACUUGUGCUCUGCAGUGGUUUGUUGCUUUCUCGUUUCUUACUAGAUAAAGAGUGUAUAAACCAACUCCCCAAUGUAUUAAGUGCUCACAAAUUUAGUAACAAAAUUCAGGUUUACAUAGAUCAUAUGGAUGGAAAGGUGAACCAGUGCACAAGAAGAAGCAAGAGCUCCAUGAUGAAUGGGCGUCCAACGUGCCAUAAACCUGCUGAGCUGCUCAUGAUGAUUAACUGCGUGGAGUUCCAGAUGGCUUUUCAGAAACUAUUUACUGACUCCGAACAGUGGAAGUUUACUGAUUGUGAUGAGGAUAAUGAAAUUCUCUCCGACUCGAAUUUCUUGAGUUGGUUUGCAGUGCUGAAAAUGAAAACAAACACCCAAAUUGAUCCUGUGCCUUGGAUAAAGAGUACAACACUUACAAAGGGAUGUUCUGUCCUGGCCUGUGGAUCUCCAUUUGGUUCUUUCUGUCCAGAUCUGUUCAUGAGCACACUGAGUAAAGGUAUCGUGAGCAACCUGGCCGGACAGGAGAACGCAUUGAUUUUGACAGAUGCCCGCUGUCUGCCUGGCACUCAGGGAGGAGGCCUCUUUGUUACUGAUGGAGACACACUGUAUCUUGUGGGCUUAAUCACUUCACCACUGUGUUGGAAGUCAAAUGAAUGGAUUGGUCUGACUCUAGUGUGUUCUCUGCAUUUAAUUUUGAAAAACAUAUUACAAGUUGUAACCUCUCAUCAGUUUCUGAGAGAGAUAUCAACACACUCGUUCACGGAUAUCCCUCACGUCCCAGCUGAUGCAUACCAAAAGUCAGAAAAUGGAAAAUACCCCAUGGUGGUAGUGGUUGAAUGUGGACAAAUUUGGGGUUCGGGAAUUGUGUUAAAUCCUCGUUUAGUGUUAACUUGCAGGCAUGUUGUGAAUGGGGGACAAUUUCCGAAAGUCACACUCAACACUAGUCAAAGACCUCAGACUGUGAGCAGCAGAGUGCUGUAUUCUACAAAAGCUUCUUCGCCUUAUGAUGUUGCUGUUGUGCAGCUUCAAAAGCCCUUCUCACACGUCAUGGUGCCACACUUAACCACCAGUUUUUUGCCUGGUGAGGACGUGCUUGUGCUGGGUUAUGGGGCUUUAGGGAAAACCUGUGGCCCCUCACUGACCUCAGGGAUACUUUCCAGAGUUAUCCACUUGCGAAACAAGCCGGUGAUGCUGCAGACAACUUGUGCAGUGAAUUGUGGAGCCAGUGGUGGGGCUGUUGUCCGCGCCAGAACGGGCGAACUGUUGGGUAUUGUGUCCAGUAAUACAAGAGACUUUGCAGCCAAAGUUACAUAUCCCCAUUUAAACUUCAGCAUCCCGGUUUCUGUGCUGGAGCCUCUUCUGAGUCGCUUUGCGCAGACGCAAGACCCUGCUAUCUUUCAGGAAUUGGACAGUGCAGAGGAUGAGGUUAGGAGUGUGUGGAGACUUCAGAUUCCUCAAAGUAAGCUGUGAAUAUACUGUAUGUCAAAUAGGAAACGUAAGUGACAUUGUCAUGUGGAUACCAUUGCAUUCUACAUUCCCACAUUGGCAUUAAGAAACACUGUUCUGCUUUGAAUUACUGAACGUUCAGUCUGCUGGAAGAAUAGAAAGAAAAGGAAACUAGAUUUUGAGGUUAUUGGUUGCUGGCUAGUUUGUCUUUCAAUGAACAGAUCUAAAAGAUUUGGGGAUCUCAAAUGUAAUUAUAAUUGAUUGGUAGAAAGACUAAUAUAAGCAAUUGUGUAUAUUGCUACGAGAAUAAAACUCAAUUUGGUUUUAUCAAUUCAUAAAAUGAAUUAAUGAAUUUUACUAUAUUGCAGUGUUUCGAUGAUGCUUUCAAAAGAUUUUUAACUGAAGCUAAUUUUUAUUCUGCUGUUUUGCCAUGUCUUGCGACCAACCAAAUGACGAAUGCUUUAUUUCAACUAUGGCAAACUUUGAAUUGUUUCUGAAAAUAUAACUACUUGUUCUGUUGUAUAGUAGGCCAAUAUUAAGCCAGCCAUGAAAUGGAUGUCAGAUUUGAAGAAUUGAACAUGGGAAUGCUCUUUAGUGGUGUGACUCUUCAAGCAUAUUGCUGUCAGUAUUACUUAAGCUUAGGAGACUAUCCAGUACUCUGACUGAAACUCAGUAAAUCUGGGGAAAGGAGAGUCUGAUUUAGAAAACAAAUAAAGCCUGAAGCAGUUGUUCUUGGACUGGAGAUGCAAAUUAUUGACUUACUGCUGCUUUCACAAUUUUUUCUGACCAUGGCUUAUGGGUUGUUUUACAAUCAGGGUACGCAAGCUAAAAAUCACAUUUAACACUUAUCUUCAAUAUCAAAAGGCUUGACUAAAUAAACUUGGUUGUUUAUUGUAGCCCUGUGAUAGCUCUAUUUACCAUGCAAAAAAAAAAAAAAAAUUGGUGAUAACGUUAUUUUUGGUGAAUGUAUGGCAAUAUAUGUCAUAUUUAGCAAAAUUACUCGUGUCAUUUAGAAAAAGUGCUUUUUUGACCACAGGUAGCUCCAAAAGGGAUGCACUUAAAUCAUUCUUUAUACCAUAAAACACAUAUUUGGUUCCAUGUCAUUGGAAACAUAGUUAAGUUUUAAUGUUGAAUGCCAGUAAGUUUUCAGACUAUUUUGAUCAAAUUAGUAUGUAAUUGUGUCAAAAAAAAUGUCCUCUCCGAGACAGCUAAUUUUUCAAUAUAAAAUAACAUAUCUAAAAUGAUUAUUUUCAUCCUAAAAUGUGGUCAAAAUAUUGGAACAUAAAUAUUAGAGACAGCGAACACAAAGCUUACAGUCUUAUAUUUAAAAGCACUAUGGAAGUAGUGGAUUCUGAAUUGUCAAAAAAAAAUGUCCUCUCCGAGAAUCACUUCAUUUGUUUCUCCCAUCUUAUAGCAGAUUACACAAAACUCCCAUACACACAUGUCAAAAAAUUACCUAAAAUCUGUUCUUUAACUUGUCCUUCACUUAAAAACUGGUACAAGAACCAGUUUGAAUCAAUUUGAAUUUUGGACCCCUGUGACACAAACUUUGUACCCUGGUUGUAAAACAACCCUUAUCCUAUAUGAAGUUUAACUGACUGAACUGUGCCAAGUUUCCCAAAAGCAUCGUAACACAAAGAUCAACUUUAAGUGGUAGCACAAUGAACACUCUCUCCUAGUUAAGAUGCUCUUAGCGUUAAGAGGCUUUUGGGAAACCCACCCCUGCUCGUUAACUUGACCGGAACAAAGUUGUUCAAUUCUGACACAAUGCAUUUCAGCUUCACAUUGUAAUUGUGUCUCAUUAAAAGUUAAUUAUUUUA
Neoarius graeffei (lesser salmon catfish) is the source of this 3697-nucleotide messenger RNA. RefSeq names its product trypsin like peroxisomal matrix peptidase 1 (gene tysnd1). The transcript is spliced from 4 exons. Bases 318 to 1901 code for a protein of 527 amino acids. Gene Ontology annotation, cellular component: peroxisome. Gene Ontology annotation, biological process: protein processing; regulation of fatty acid beta-oxidation. The record is from RefSeq and is a predicted model, not a curated record. Gene Ontology annotation, molecular function: serine-type endopeptidase activity. NCBI's taxonomy places the organism in Eukaryota, Metazoa, Chordata, Actinopteri, Siluriformes, Ariidae.